AUGACAUUAGAAAAGUACAACAUUAAUGAUAAAGAUACAAUUGAAGGAGUCGCGGACGCCUACUGUUACGCUUGUAGCGCAGAGGAAGACAAGGACAGUGCAACCUACUAUAAUCUUUGCCACUUUCUGUAUUUUUGGAUAGGAAAUUUAAUAAAAAAUCAGUUGGGUACUCAUAAACUUAAUGACGUUAUUCAAGCAUUUUAUGAUAAUCUGGCAAGUGAACAAUGUAAUAAUAUGUGUACUAAGAAUAUAUAUCCCCAAAUCGAUAAAAACAUAUUUGAGAAAACAAAAGAAAUAUUCAAUUACUCUUAUAAUUAUAAGACUUUAAAGGGGAACUCAAAGGAUAAGAUACCCUUAUGUAAUGAUGAAUGUACCACAUAUAUACAAGAAGUUAAGGCAGCAUAUUCGAAUAUACAAAGUAGUUGCAGUGUACUUAAUAGUGGGGAUACAUUUUGUGAUGAAUUUAAGAAUGAAUAUAAAAAAUAUUUUGAUGAAGAGGGGCAAAAACCGAAAUUGCCAUGUGAAGAAGUGUCCGAGGUGGAGCCCGAAGACGAGGAUGAAUCCGACACAGAUGAAAUGGAAGAUCCCUCUUGUGGAUUAGGAGUCACCAAGCAGGAUGUCCCAACAGAUAAGGAUGAACGUUUGAAGAAUUUACCUUCGAAGGUUAUGUAUGGUAGAUUCAAAGGGGGUAAGGAUUAUUGCAUCUAUCCCAACUUCCCUACCGAAAACAUAAAGAAUAAAUUGCAGAGAACCCUUAGUGAUGUAGAGCAUGCAGAAACAAUUGCAAAUGGCCUGUGUUACGUAUCUACAAAGAAAUGGGAAAAUGAGUGCGAUGAUACGCACUGUGAUCCCUUGUAUUUUUGGAUUGGGGACAAAUUAUUCAAUGAAUUAGAGAAGGACAAUUUAUUUUCGAAUGUUAUGAGUACAAUCGAAACAGAAUUGGGAACCAUUCCUGAUAAACAUAAGUGUAAAUUUAUGGACACCGAUAUCGACCAGAACCUUUUCAAUAGGAGGAAGAAAAUACACGAUUACACCCUGAACCAUGAGAAAAUAGAGUUACAAUUGAAGGAUCGUGGGACUAGUAGUUCCUCAUGUGAUCCAAAAUAUAAUAGUUACAUGGGUGAUAUUGUUACAGCCUACAAUUAUGUAAGUGCUAAUUGUAAGCAGAAUAAUUACAGAGGCGAAUAUUGUCAACAAUUUAGGAGCAAGUAUAGGGAAAAUAGUAGUUGGAAACUGUCAGGAACAAAAUGUGCAUUAGAACCAGAAGAAAAAACAACAACAACAGCAAGCAGCAUAGAAAAUGGACAAUCCUGUGGAAUAGAGGAAUUACAGGGGGGUGAAAAAUUAGGAGCUGCUCCUGUCGCUGUCUCCUCUGUACUUAGUGUGACAGCAAUUCCAACAGUUCUUUUCUUUUUAUAUAAGUAUAAUCUUCUACCUUCUUGGAUAAGGAGCAACACCCUCUUUGGAGGGGACGGUCACAACAGCACAAAUAACAAUAGAAAUAAAAGAAGUUCCGUCCGAAGGGACCUCGACACUCUGAUAGAGGACAUGUCCAAAACAACAACAGACGACGAUUCCACAAUAGGAGGUUCCACAUUAGGUCACUCCACAUUCUAUUCAACGGAUGAUUCUACUUUAUAUAAUAAUGAACGACACAGGGACGGAGGAAGGAAUAUCCAUGGUCACCGGAAUGUAGCUUACCAUCGUAUGUGA
Plasmodium coatneyi is the source of this 1713-nucleotide messenger RNA. Its product is annotated as KIR protein. The transcript has 3 exons. The record is from RefSeq and is a predicted model, not a curated record. Lineage: Eukaryota; Apicomplexa; Aconoidasida; Haemosporida; Plasmodiidae. The coding region runs from base 1 to 1713 and encodes 570 amino acids.